This is a messenger RNA of Pseudophryne corroboree (corroboree frog), 980 nucleotides long. RefSeq names its product lin-7 homolog B, crumbs cell polarity complex component (gene LIN7B). The coding region runs from base 144 to 767 and encodes 207 amino acids. NCBI's taxonomy places the organism in Eukaryota, Metazoa, Chordata, Amphibia, Anura, Myobatrachidae. The transcript is spliced from 6 exons. Gene Ontology annotation, biological process: neurotransmitter secretion; maintenance of epithelial cell apical/basal polarity; protein localization to basolateral plasma membrane. The record is from RefSeq and is a predicted model, not a curated record. Gene Ontology annotation, molecular function: L27 domain binding. Gene Ontology annotation, cellular component: synapse; MPP7-DLG1-LIN7 complex; cell-cell junction.
ACGUUCUGGAGGAGGAUGGCGAAGUGGCCGUCAGGAUGCACACAGCAUCUUCACAGCUUGUAGAUUGAGCAGCACAGUCCCCUCCUCCUUCUCCUCCUCCACCACAGUGGGAAACUCCUGGGCAUGUGACUGCUGGAGUUAAGAUGGCAGCUCUGACUGAACCUUUAGGUCUGGAAAGAGAUGUGUCCCGUGCGAUUGAGCUCCUAGAGAGACUGCAGCGAAGCGGGGAAGUACCGCCACAGAAACUGCAAGCCCUGCAACGUGUCCUACAGAGCAAGUUCUGCUCUGCCAUAAGAGAGGUGUACGAGCAGUUAUACGACACUCUGGAUAUCUCGGGUAAUGCAGAAACCAGGGCACAUGCCACUGCCAAGGCAACUGUUGCUGCUUUUGCUGCUAGCGAAGGCCACGCCCACCCGCGAGUCGUGGAGCUCCCGAAAACCGACGAGGGUCUGGGGUUCAAUAUCAUGGGAGGAAAAGAGCAAAACUCCCCCAUUUAUAUUUCCCGUAUCAUUCCCGGCGGAGUGGCGGACCGCCAUGGAGGCCUGAAACGCGGAGACCAACUCCUGUCUGUCAAUGGGGUGAGUGUGGAAGGGGAGCAGCACGAGAAGGCGGUGGAACUACUGAAGGCCGCACAGGGAACGGUGAAGCUGGUGGUGCGCUACACUCCGAAAGUGCUGGAGGAGAUGGAGGCCAGAUUUGAAAAAAUGAGGACAGCUCGACGUCGGCAACAGCAGAACAGCUACACGUCUCUGGAGACCCGAGGAUAAUCAUUCCCACCGGAGUGUGUCCUAGAGGACUCAUGAGUGCCAGGCCCGUCACUCUGUAUUUAUUGACACAACUCAUCUCUGAUCUGUGUACAGUGUUUAUUUCAGUUGUGUUUGUAUAUGCAAGUCCAGGAGUGUAUCUGAAAGACAGUGGUGUGCUCUCAGAUUCUCUGACAUGUCUCUGUUGGUUGUGAUGGAGCUUUCUUGGUGGUUGGU